This is a messenger RNA of Humulus lupulus (European hop), 3804 nucleotides long. RefSeq lists its product as uncharacterized. The record is from RefSeq and is a predicted model, not a curated record. The transcript is spliced from 4 exons. The coding region runs from base 97 to 3471 and encodes 1124 amino acids. Lineage: Eukaryota; Viridiplantae; Streptophyta; Magnoliopsida; Rosales; Cannabaceae.
AACUCACACGAGGGAGAGAGAGUACAGAACAGAGUAGUCUCUCAGAAGAACAAGGAAAAAGAAGUCGUCGUUGUCGUCUUUCUUUGGCCGGCCAAGAUGAUGCCGCCGGAGCUCCAACCACGCUCCUUCCGACCAUACAUAUCGUCAUCGCUGAGCGCCCCUUCUUUCUCCUCCUUCAGCAAUGGCUCCCCACCUUACUCCUCCUCCGAUCGAGGCCCUGACUUGGACCCUUCUUCAACUUCUAGAUCUCUCAACAAUUCCCGUUUCACCCCAGCUUCCUUUGCUCACAAUCUCAGAAUCUCCGUCGCUCUCCUCCCCUGCGCCGCCUUCCUCCUCGACCUCGGUGGCACACCCGUCCUUGCCAUUCUCACCCUCGGCCUCAUGAUCUCAUACAUCGUCGACUCCCUCAACUUCAAGACCGGUGCCUUCUUCGGUGUCUGGUUUUCCCUCAUCUUCGCUCAGAUCGCCUUUUUCUUCACAUCCUCUCUCUUAUCCACCUUCAAUUCCCUCCCUCUCGCCAUCCUCGCCGCCUUACUCUGCGCCCACACCAAUUUCCUCAUCGGCGUCUGGGCUUCCCUUCAGUUCAAGUGGAUUCAAAUCGAGAACCCUUCCAUUGUUCUCGCCCUCGAGCGCCUUCUCUUCGCCUGCAUCCCCUUCCCGGCUUCCGCCCUCUUCACUUGGGCCACCAUCUCCGCCGUCGGCAUCCAAAAUGCCUCGUACUAUCUUAUGUCCUUUAACUGCCUCUUCUACUGGCUCUACUCUAUCCCUCGAGUUUCUUCUUUCAAAACCAAGCAGGAAGCCAAGUACCACGGCGGACAGGUUCCCGAAGAUAAUUUCAUUCUGGGGCCUCUCGAUUCCUGCUUUCACACACUCAAUUUGCUCUUCUUUCCUCUUCUCUUCCACAUUGCCUCUCACUACGCCAUUCUCUUCUCUUCCGCUGCCGCCGUUUCUGAUCUGUUCCUCCUCUUCUUCAUUCCAUUCUUGUUCCAACUCUAUGCCUCCACCCGGGGCGCGCUUUGGUGGGUGUCUAAGAAUCCUCAACAUCUUCACAGCAUUCGGGUCAUGAACGGUGCUAUUGCUUUGAUUGUCGUCGUUAUCUGCUUGGAGAUUAGAGUUGUCUUCCAUUCCUUGGGCCGCUACAUUCAGGUGCCUCCGCCGUUGAAUUACCUUCUUGUUACCACGGCCAUGCUUGGAGGAGCUUCCGCAGCUGGUGCCUAUGCUUUGGGCAUGGUUUCUGAUGCUUUCAGCUCCCUGGCUUUCACUUUUUUGGCUGUUGUAGUUAGUGCUGCUGGGGCAAUCGUUGUGGGUUUUCCUCUAGUGUUCGUUCCAUUACCGUCUGUAGCUGGCUUCUACUUGGCUCGUUUUUUCACAAAAAAGAGCCUGCCAUCGUACUUUGCCUUUGUUGUGCUAGGGAGCUUGAUGGUCAUGUGGUUUGUGAUGCAUAAUUUCUGGGAUUUGAAUAUCUGGAUAGCAGGCAUGUCACUGAAAUCUUUUUGUAAACUUGUAACUGCAAAUGUUAUUUUGGCCAUGGCUGUUCCUGGUAUUGCCCUCCUUCCUCCAAAACUUCACUUUUUGACGGAGGCUUGUUUAAUUGCUCACGCACUGCUGCUUUGCCACAUUGAGAACCGAUUUUUCAAUUAUUCUGGUAUUUACUACUACGGCUUUGAGGAUGAUGUGAUGUAUCCAAGCUAUUUGGUUGUUGUAACAACACUUGUGGGUGUGGCUCUAACUAGAAGACUAUCCGUUGAUCAUCGGAUUGGUUCAAAGGCAGUUUGGAUAUUGACCUGCUUGUACUCUUCCAAGCUUGCUAUGUUGUUAAUUACAUCAAAGUCUGUUGUAUGGGUGUCUGCCAUCCUCUUAUUAGCUGUUUCUCCGCCACUACUUCUGUACAGGGACAAGUCAAGAACAGCCUCUAAGAUGAAAGUUUGGCAAGGCUAUGCACAUGCUGGUGUGGUUGCUUUAACUGUCUGGUUUUGUCGUGAAACAAUCUUUGAAGCUCUCCAAUGGUUGAAUGGGAGAUCCCCGUCUGAUGGUUUACUCUUGGGUUUCUGUAUUGUUUUGACGGGCUUGGCGUGUGUACCCAUAGUUGCACUGCACUUCUCUCAUGCCCUGUCUGCUAAGAGAUGCCUAGCACUGAUAGUUGCAACAGGUUUAUUGUUUAUCCUGAUGCAACCACCCAUUCCUAUUCCUUUAUCAUGGACCUACCGAUCUGACUUAAUCAAAGCUGCCCGACAGUCUACUGAUGACAUUUCCAUAUAUGGCUUUGUGGCACCAAAGCCUACAUGGCCAGCUUGGCUGCUUAUUGUUGCAAUUUUGCUUACACUGGCAGCUGUUACAUCAGUCAUACCAAUUAAGUAUAUUGUUGAGUUAAGGGUGUUUUACUCCAUUGCUAUGGGUAUUUCUUUGGGUGUGUACAUUUCUGCCGAGUACUUCCUUCAGGCAGCUGUCCUCCAUGCUCUCAUUGUUGUGACCAUGGUCUGUGCUUCUGUGUUUGUGGUCUUCACUCAUUUCCCUUCUGCCUCCAGCACAAAGCUUCUACCGUGGGUAUUUGCUUUACUUGUAGCACUCUUUCCAGUAACAUACCUUUUGGAGGGUCAAGUGAGAAUCAAAAGUAUCUUUGGAGAAAGUGGGGUCGGAGAAAUGGGUGAAGAAGACAAGAAGUUUACCACUCUACUAGCUGUUGAGGGAGCGAGGACAUCUCUUCUUGGUCUGUAUGCUGCAAUCUUUAUGCUUAUAGCUCUUGAGGUAAAGUAUGAACUUGCUUCACUAUUGCGUGAAAAAGCUUUAGAAAGGGGGGGAAUUAGACAUGUUCAAUCUGGUCAAAGCACAUCAUCCUCUAGUUAUCCUCCAAGAAUGAGAUUCAUGCAACAUCGGCGAGCAUCUACUGUGUCUAACUUCACAAUCAAGAGGAUGGCCAGUGAGGGAGCCUGGAUGCCUGCAGUUGGUAACGUUGCUACCGUAAUGUGCUUUGCUAUAUGCCUCAUCUUGAAUGUAAAUCUCACGGGUGGCUCAAACCGUGCAAUAUUUUUCCUGGCACCUAUUUUGCUACUUCUCAACCAGGACUCUGAUUUUGUGGCGGGAUUUGGGGACAAGCAAAGAUAUUUUCCUGUGGCUGUAGUCAUAUCAGUCUACUUGGCCAUGACUGCUCUGUACAGCAUAUGGGAAGAAGUUUGGCAUGGUAAUGCAGGCUGGGGCUUGGAAAUUGGUGGGCCGGAUUGGUUCUUUGCGGUGAAGAAUUUGGCUCUCCUCAUUCUCACUUUCCCCAGUCAUAUCCUUUUCAACAGGUUUGUGUGGAGUUAUACUAAGCAAACAGACUCAACGCCGUUGAUAACUCUCCCUCUAAAUCUUCCAUCUGUGAUAAUCACAGAUAUUCUGAAAAUUAGGAUAUUGGGUUUGUUAGGAAUCAUUUAUUCUCUGGCCCAGUAUCUGAUCUCUAGACAACAGUAUCUCUCUGGAUUAAAGUAUAUUUAGGCAACACAGAAUCUGUAGACUGUACACUAUGUUUUUGGCAAAUAUUUCAAGUGAGGUGAAAGUUGGAGUUCUUCACUUGCUUCUUUCACAGUCCUUACUCUUUUUUGUUUGGGCUUUUGAAUGCGUGGAAUUGCUAGAACCAUUAUCCAUUACCUUUUUGAGUUAUUAUUAGCAAAAACAUUCAAAUAUGUCAACUAACCUUGUAAACGUUACUGAUGGUUCCUCCUGGUGUGUCCCUUGCUGCACUUGGUUGUCUAACCAUUUUAACUGAACAUUUUGACUUGAUGUUGUAUUAAACCUGGCAUAUCCACCAUAAGGAGGAUUCUGGAGCAA